CGCUCCCACAUCUGCAGCUGGAAUUGCAAUUUGAGGCGCUGCCUGGGCCGGGACAGGGAGUGGGAGGAAGCCGGAGCGCGGGGGGCUGCGCGGGGCCCCGACGGGGACAGAGCCGCGGGCACGGCGGGGACGGCCGGAGCCAGCAGCCCGGCGGGCACAGCCCGAGUGACAAAGCCGAGGGGUCCCCAACCCGUGUCCCCCCGCACAGCGGCGGGCAGCAAGGCCAUGGCGAUGCUCCUGGAGCCCGGGAUGCAGAGCCUGCGGAUGGGUGCCAACGGCGAGCGGUGCCCGACGCCAUCCCCGCCCGGCUCCCCGGGGACACCCCACGACAGCUGCAGCAUCGCCCCACUGACGCCUUCCCAGUCACCGCGGAGUGAGGCGCGCUCCCAGCAGACCCCGUCCUUCUCCGUGGUGGUGGCCAUUGACUUCGGCACCACCUCCAGUGGUUACGCCUUCAGCUUCACCAGCGAUCCCGAGGCCAUCCACAUGAUGAGGAAAUGGGAAGGGGGGGACCCGGGCGUGGCCAACCAGAAGACCCCCACCAGCCUCCUGCUGACUCCGGAGGGGACAUUCCACAGCUUUGGCUACACCGCCCGCGAUUACUACCACGACCUGGACCCUGAGGAGGCCCGCGAGUGGUUCUACUUCGAGAAGUUUAAGAUGAAGAUCCACAGCACCAGCGAUCUGACCAUGAAAACCGAGCUGGAAGCUGUCAAUGGGAAGAAGAUGCCGGCGCUGGAGGUGUUUGCCCAUGCGCUGCGCUUCUUCAAGCAGCACGCGGUGCAGGAGCUGAAGGACCAGUGCCCGUCCCUCCCCGAGAGCGAUGCCAUCCGCUGGGUCCUCACCGUGCCGGCCAUCUGGAAGCAGCCGGCCAAGCAGUUCAUGCGGGAAGCGGCCUACAAGGCUGGGCUGGUGUCCCCAGAGACCCCGGAGCAGCUGCUGAUCGCGCUGGAGCCCGAGGCCGCCUCCAUUUACUGCCGGAAGCUGCGGCUGCACCAGCUGAUCGAGCUCAGCUGCCGCGCCCCGGCCAACGGGGCCGAGCGCCCCCACCCCAUCGAUUCCAGCUUCCGGCAGGCCCGGGAGCAGCUCCGGCGAUCCCGGCACAGCCGCACCUUCCUGGUGGAGUCGGGAGUGGGCGAGCUCUGGUCGGAGAUGCAGGCAGGUGACAGGUACAUCGUGGCCGAUUGUGGCGGCGGAACGGUGGAUUUGACAGUGCACCAGAUCGAGAAGCCGCAGGGGACGCUGAAGGAGCUCUACAAAGCCUCGGGAGGUCCCUACGGGGCCGUGGGUGUGGACCUGGCCUUCGAGAAGCUUCUGUGCCACAUCUUCGGGGACGAUUUCAUCGCCACCUUCAAGGCCAAGCGUCCGGCGGCCUGGGUGGACCUGACCAUCGCCUUCGAGGCGCGGAAGCGCGCGGCCGCCCCGAGCCGCUCCAGCCCCCUCAAUAUCUCCCUGCCCUUCUCCUUCAUCGACUUCUACCGCAAACACCGCGGCCAAAACGUCGAGACCGCGCUCCGCAAGAGCAAUGUCAACCUGGUGAAGUGGUCAUCCCAAGGGAUGCUGCGGAUGUCACCCGAGGCCAUGAGCGAGCUGUUCCAGCCAACCAUCACCCACAUCAUCCAGCACAUCGACACCCUCCUGAAGAAACCCGAGGUCCAAGGCAUCAAAUUCCUGUUCCUGGUGGGCGGCUUCGCCGAGUCGGCCAUGCUGCAGCGGGCGGUGCAGGCCGCCUUCGGCCACCGCUGCCGGGUCAUCGUCCCGCAGGAUGUGGGGCUGACCAUCCUCAAAGGGGCCGUGCUCUUCGGCCUGGACCCCGGCGUGGUGCGGGUGCGCCGCUCCCCGCUCACCUACGGCGUGGGGGUCCUCAACAAGUUCGUGGAGGGGAAGCACCCGCGGGAGAAGCUGCUGGUCAAGGAAGGCAAGAACUGGUGCACCGACAUCUUCGAGAAGUUCGUCACCGUGGACCAGUCGGUGGCGUUGGGCGAGGUGGUCCAGCGGAGCUACUGCCCGGCCCGGCCCGGCCAGCGCCGGACCAUCAUCAACAUCUACUGCUGUGACACCGAUGACGUGGUGUACAUCACCGACCCCGGCGUCAGGAAGUGCGGAACCAUCAGCCUGGAGCUGGGGGACGUGGGGGACGCGGGCCCGGCGCGGGGCCGGCGCGAGAUCCGCACCAGCAUGCAGUUCGGGGACACCGAGAUCAAGGUGACCGCGCUGGACACGCGCACGGCGCGCAGCGUGAGGGCCACCAUCGACUUCCUGUCCAACUGAGGGGUCCCAGGAUGUGCCACCAUCGACUUCCUGUCCAACUGAGGGGUCCCAGGAUGUGCCACCAUUGACUUCCCGUCCAAGGGGUCCCUGGGACCUGCCACCAUUGACUUCCUGUCCAACUGAGACUCUCCAGGAUGUGCCACCAUUGACUUCCUGUCCAACUGAGGGGUCCCAGGAUGUGCCACCAUUGACUUCCCAUCCAAGGGGUUCCUGGGACCUGCCACCAUCGACUUCCUGUCCAACUGAGGGGUCCCAGGAUGUGCCACCAUUGACUUCCCAUCCAAGGGGUUCCUGGGACCUGCCACCAUCGACUUCCUGUCCAACUGAGACUCUCCAGGAUGUGCCACCAUCGACUUCCUGUCCAACUGAGGGGUUCCUGGGACCUGCCACCAUUGACUUCCUGUCCGACUGAGGGGUCUCUGAGACGUGCCACCAUCGACUUCCUGUCUGAGACUACCCAGGAUGUGCCACCAUCGACUUCCUGUCCAACUGAGGGGUCCCAGGAUGUGCCACCAUCGACUUCCUGUGUAACUGAGACAACCCAGGAUGUGCCACCAUUGACUUCCCAUCCAAGGGGUUCCUGGGACCUGCCACCAUCGACUUCCUGUGUAACUGAGACAACCCAGGAUGUGCCACCAUCCACUUCCUGUCUGACUGAGGGGUCCCUGGGACCUGCCACCAACGACUUCCUGUCCAGCUGAGACUUUCCUGGAGACUGCACCAUUGAAUCUCCAACUCAGACCCCGCCAUCAUCAUGGGGACACCGCCAGGACCUGUCACCAUCAACUUCCUGUCCAACAGAAGGUUCCUUGGAGAUGCCACCAUGGACUUCCUGUCCAACCAAGGGGCCCUGGAGAUGCUACCAUCAAAUCCUGUCCAGCUGAGACUGUCCUGGAGAUGCCACCAUUGACUUCCUGUCCAACUGAGAUCCUCCUGGAGACGCCACCAUGGACUCCCUGUCCAACUGAGAUCCUCCUGGAGAUGCCACCAUCAAUUUCCACCCCGUCUGAGACCUCCUGUCAUUGUGAGGACCAUCCCAGGCCCUCGCACCUUCGAUUCCCUCCCAGACUGAGACCCCCCCGUUAUCCUGGGGACCCCAGGCCCUGCCCCCCACCCUCUCCAGGUCCCCCUUGAACUGGAAUUUGCCUCAUGAUCCCUCCCCAUCCAAAUAGUCCCAGUCCCAGUCCAGGACUAUUUGGGAUCAUCCACCUGGGGGUGUCCCCUGUCCCUCUGGGCGGGUUCAUGGAGGAGAUCCGGGCUCCCGGCCCAUUCCCAGUGGGAUUUUCCUCCUUCCCGAGGUGGGAUUUUGUACUUUA
Messenger RNA from Poecile atricapillus (Black-capped chickadee), 3587 nucleotides. It is a transcript of the gene HSPA12B, whose product is annotated as heat shock protein family A (Hsp70) member 12B. The transcript is spliced from 13 exons. NCBI's taxonomy places the organism in Eukaryota, Metazoa, Chordata, Aves, Passeriformes, Paridae. The coding region runs from base 226 to 2271 and encodes 681 amino acids. The record is from RefSeq and is a predicted model, not a curated record.